AGCCGUUUUGCUCAAUAUCGCGUCCUCCUGGUUACCUUUGAAACCUGCGGUUUCCCGAGCAUGGAGCGAGUCGCGCGCAUCGCAUCCCACGUGAAGGCCAGCGCGUCGCAGCAGGCCACGGUGACAGCUAGCCCAACGGCCGGUUUCUGCACCAAGGCCAAGGCAGAUGACGACGUGGUGAUAUGCUGCGCAGUGCGGACCGCCUUGUGCAAAGCCGGAAAGGGCUCGUUCAACAAGACCGCGCCUGAGGAGCUGUUGGCCGCAGUCUUCAAGGAGGUCAUUGCACGAACCAAGGUGAACCCAAAGGACAUAGGUGACAUCCAGAUUGGCAACGUGCUUCAGCCAGGGGCUAGUGGCCUCACAUCCCGCAUGGGCCAGUUCAUGGCCGAGCUGCCGUACGAUAUUCCGCUCAGCACAGUGAACCGACAGUGCAGCAGUAGCUUGCAGGCUACUGCCUACAUCGCGGCUGCCAUCAAGAGCGGCAUCAUCGACAUCGGUCUGGCCGGCGGCGUGGAGAACAUGAGCAUGUUUCCCAUGAUGGCCACCAUUGACAUCACCAAGCUGUCCGCCAAAGUCCUGGAGUACGAGAAUGCUGAAGCCUGCCUGUUGCCCAUGGGUCUGACGUCCGAGAACGUGGCAGCAGCAUACGGCGUCACCCGCGAGCGACAAGACCAGAUGGCGGCGGACUCCCACCGGAAGGCCCUGGAGGCACAGAAGAACGGCUGGUUCAAGGAGGAGAUUGUGCCAGUGACGGUGGAGAUGAAGCAGAAGGAUGGCUCCGUCAAGAAGGUGGUGGUUGACAAGGACGAAGGCCCGCGCGCUGGCACCACCAAGGAGGGUCUUGCCAAGCUGAAGCCUGCUUUCAAGGCUGGCGGCAGCACAACGGCCGGGAACUCCAGUCAGACCACGGACGGUGCUGCCAUGGUGCUCUUAGCAAGGCGGGAUGUGGCCAAGAAGCACGGGCUGCCCAUCAUUGCGCGAUUCUGCAGCUUUGCGUGCGUGGGCGUGGAUCCCAAACUCAUGGGAAUCGGCCCUGCCUUCGCCAUCCCGCCGGCGCUGGAGAAGGCUGGCAUCACCGUUGACGAUGUGGACGUGUUUGAGAUCAACGAGGCCUUCGCGUCUCAGGCGACCAUGUCUUGCGAUCACCUGAAGGUUCCCAUGGAGAAAUUGAACCCCAAGGGCGGUGCCAUUGCACUUGGUCACCCUUUGGGUGCCACUGGAGCCAGGCAAAUUGCCACACUGCUUCCGGAGCUCAAGCGGACGGGCAAGAAGUACGGUGUCACGUCCAUGUGCCUGGGUAGUGGCAUGGGGGCUGCUUCAGUCAUUGAGGCGGAGUGAGCAUUUUUUGAGCGAAGGUGCCCUGCGAUUGUCGGGGGGGCUUCGUUUUGUUUCAACUUCCCGUUUCUUACCUAUGUGCGCGUGUCAAUUCUUUUGGGGGUUGGGGGCAAGAUGCCCGUGUCAUGUGGAAAGCAAUCCCAUCAGGGAGGAGCUGCGCAUGCCACAUAGUUGACUCUUGACAUGUCUCUCGGUCUCACGAGGCGGUAUGCGUGCGCAAGAAAAAAACGAGUGCCUUACCCGCAGUGCCCAAAACUGGAGCCAGAGACAGUGAUCGGCGACAGCGGCACUAGUAUGUCACGGA
This is a messenger RNA of Effrenium voratum, 1639 nucleotides long. The record is from the annotation of a GenBank genome assembly. NCBI's taxonomy places the organism in Eukaryota, Dinophyceae, Suessiales, Symbiodiniaceae.